CUUGUUUUAUAGCAGAGCAUCACAUAGCAGAAGAGAUGGGAAGCAUUCCAGAGAUAUCCUUGGGUUCCACAGACCCUGGCAUUCCCUCCCUUGGAAUGGGCACAGCAGAGUAUCCCUUCAAUGCUUCUGAAACUAUGAAGUCAGCCAUUCUCAAAGCAAUCAAACUCGGUUACAGGCGCUUCGACUCAGCUGCUCCAUAUAAGUCAGAGCAGCCUCUUGGAGAAACCAUCAACGAAGCCCAAAGCUUGGGCUUCAUCAAAUCCAGAGAUGAGCUUUUCAUCACUUCCAAACCAUGGUGCAGUAAUACUCACCAUGAAAAGCUGAGAGAAGGUUAUAUAUGUAUUGUUUGUUUCUAUAAGGUGGCGAUGAACCAAGUUUGGCAGCAGAAGAAGCUGAGAGAGUUCUGUAAGGAAAAGGGCAUGCAUAUUACUGCUUACUUUGGGGCACUGACAGAGUUAUGGGUAUGUGAGGUUCUAAAAGAGAUUGCGGACCAAGAGGAAAACUGUUGCUCGGGUGAUAUCUUACUGUCCUUCACUGAUUUUUCUAUAUAAUUGAACUUUCAACGUCAUGGGUUGGAUUUUUUCACCGAUAAUCUAUAUUUAAACAACGCGUUAGGGUCAUAAGUUUUGACCAUUGAUCGUAUGUGACAUAAUCUGAAUCGUAUAUUCUUUUCAACUUAUUACUUGUUAUUCCCGUUUACCUUCCCAAUUGGGUUUUAGGUACUUAUGCUUCACCCUCGUCUUCUGUUAACAGGAUGAGAAACUAGUUGAAACCCCUUUUCCACCGGCACUACCUGAUACCAUCGCAUUACUCUGGCCACUAUCCUCUGCCCAACGCCACCGGUGUCGUCGGCGCUUCUCCCCUUUGCCACCACUUCUCUCUUCCUCUUCCUCUUCCUUCUCCAUAGUGCCAUUCCUGUUGUCGGGUGGCUUCCAUGGCCAAAUCAACAAACAAAUACCGUAGCCAACACCAUAGCUAACCUCGAGUUCGGUGGCUCCAAGAAGUACGAGGGCUCCUCCGAGUUCGUUCACCUCAGGUACCAUAUGGGACCCAUCCUCCUAUCUGGUAUGACUGGUGGCAGAAUUCCCAAAAGCGCAUCAUCCAUGGCUUCCUCAACUCCAUCUCCUCUGUCCAUUCCAACCAUCCUUCCGUUGCCGGCUGGUGAAAAAUGGUCCGGCUCUACAUUGACCAGAGGAUUAAGAGAGAUGUGAAACAAAAGUUUUCGUACAAAACAGGGAAUCAGAUGUAGAAGCAAAAUGCCCUAAUAGAGG
Macadamia integrifolia is the source of this 1271-nucleotide messenger RNA. Its product is annotated as D-galacturonate reductase-like. Lineage: Eukaryota; Viridiplantae; Streptophyta; Magnoliopsida; Proteales; Proteaceae. Gene Ontology annotation, cellular component: cytosol. Gene Ontology annotation, molecular function: aldose reductase (NADPH) activity. The record is from RefSeq and is a predicted model, not a curated record. The transcript has a single exon. The coding region runs from base 36 to 551 and encodes 171 amino acids.